GUCAUCUGGUUGGUCCCGCCCCCUGCUCGCUGACCCCGCCCUCUCGCUCGCGCCUCCAGAAGCUUCCAGUCGUACUGCUCCGCUCCUCCGUCAACAUGUUCGGUCAGCAGGUGCUGGUUCUCAACCAGAACAUGAAGAGGGAGUCGGGUCGUAAAGUCCAGACCGGGAACAUCAAUGCUGCAAAGACCAUCGCAGAUGUGAUCCGGACCUGUCUCGGCCCGCGGGCCAUGAUGAAGAUGCUGCUCGACCCAAUGGGAGGCAUCGUGAUGACCAAUGAUGGGAACGCCAUCCUCAGAGAGAUCCAGGUGCAGCAUCCCGCGGCCAAGUCGAUGAUCGAGAUCAGUCGCACGCAGGACGAAGAGGUGGGAGACGGGACCACGUCCGUCAUCAUCCUGGCUGGGGAGAUGUUGUCGGUAGCAGAACAUUUCCUUGAGCAGCAGAUUCAUCCCACGGUGGUGAUCAGCGCCUACAGACAGGCUCUGGAAGACAUGUUGGACGCUCUGAAGGAGGUCAGCACCCCGGUGGACACGUCGGACCGCUCCAUGAUGCUGAAGAUCGUCCACUCUGCCAUCAACACCAAGGCUCUGAGCCGCUGGUCCGAACUGGCGUGCGGCAUCGCACUGGACGCCGUCCGCACUGUGGAGCUGGAGGACAACGGGCGCAAAGAGAUCGACAUCAAGAAGUACGCCAAGGUGGAGAAGGUUCCCGGUGGGAUCAUCGAGGACUCGUGCGUCCUGAAAGGAGUCAUGGUGAACAAGGACGUGACUCAUCCUCGCAUGAGACGCAUGAUCAAAGAGCCUCGCAUCGUCUUGCUGGACUGUUCUCUGGAGUACAAGAAGGGAGAGAGCCAGACCGACAUCGAGAUCAGUAAGGAGGAAGACUUCGCCAGGAUCCUGCAGAUGGAGGAAGAAUACAUCCAGCAAAUCUGUGAGGACAUCAUCCGCCUGAAGCCAGACCUGGUGUUCACUGAGAAGGGCAUCUCAGAUCUGGCGCAGCACUACCUGGUGAAGGCAAACAUCACGGCGAUCCGCCGUGUCAGGAAGACGGACAACAACCGCAUCGCCAGGGCGUGCGGGGCUCGUAUCGCCAGUCGGACCGACGAGCUUCGUGAGGAAGAUGUGGGUUUGGGGGCGGGGCUGUUCGAGGUGAAGAAGAUCGGCGACGAGUAUUUCACCUUCGUCACCGAGUGCAAAGACCCUAAAGCCUGCACCAUCCUGCUGCGAGGGGCGAGCAAGGAGAUCCUGGCGGAGGUGGAGAGGAACCUGCAGGACGCCAUGCAGGUGUGUCGCAACGUGCUGCUCGAGCCCUUCCUGUUGCCGGGCGGCGGCGCCGUGGAGAUGGCGGUGUCCAAGCGUCUGAUGGUGCGCUCCCGCGCGCUGACCGGCAUCGAACAGUGGCCGUACCGCGCCGUGGCCCAGGCCCUGGAGGUCAUCCCCCGCACCCUGAUCCAGAACUGUGGAGCGUCCACCAUCCGAGUGCUCACCUCGCUCAGGGCCAAACACACUCAGGACGACAGCGUGAACUGGGGCGUGGACGGAGAGAGCGGCGUUCUGUCCGACAUGACGGCACUGGGCAUCUGGGAGCCACUUGCCGUCAAGGCUCAGAUCUACAAGACCGCUGUUGAGACAGCCAUUUUGUUGCUGCGCAUUGACGACAUCGUCUCCGGUCACAAGAAGAAAGACAAAGAGGAUCAGAUGGGAGGACCAGGCGCUGAGUAGAUCCACAUCAGUCCACAUCCGUCUGUGUGCGUGUUUGCGUGUGUGUGCGUGCGUGCGUGUACGUGUGUGUAUGUGUGCCAGACGACUCACAAACGUAAUUAAAACAGUUAAUAAAGUUAACGUUAGAACUG
Molecule: messenger RNA, 1849 nt
Organism: Scophthalmus maximus (turbot)
Lineage: Eukaryota; Metazoa; Chordata; Actinopteri; Pleuronectiformes; Scophthalmidae
Gene: cct3
Product: chaperonin containing TCP1, subunit 3 (gamma)
Exons: 14
Coding region: 96-1718 (540 amino acids)
Biological process (GO): protein folding
Cellular component (GO): chaperonin-containing T-complex
Molecular function (GO): ATP-dependent protein folding chaperone; ATP binding; ATP hydrolysis activity
Source: RefSeq, a predicted model, not a curated record